AUGGCCGCGCUCCACUGUGAGAGAAGACGGCUAUCUCCUUGUCACAAGUGUCCUAGGAAUGGUGAUGGCCACAUCAGCAAGGACAACGGCGUCGCAACCAUAACUACAGAAGAGCUGCUCGAGGCAGUCCAAGGCAAGGGCGUUACCAUGGACGAGGUUUCACAGGCGCUGGAUGGCAUUGACUGUGAUCAUGAUGGUGAGAUCAAUUACGCCGAGUUUGUGAAAAUGUUGCGAUGA
Molecule: messenger RNA, 237 nt
Organism: Symbiodinium natans
Lineage: Eukaryota; Dinophyceae; Suessiales; Symbiodiniaceae
Source: the annotation of a GenBank genome assembly